UUGCAGGGAGGGGCGCCGAGUCGCAAGAAUGGUGGCCGUGGGAGACUCCCUCUGUUGACCGUCUGUCGAUCGAUCCUCGAAAGUCCCUCCAAUGCGCAGGUACCAAACGGAAGUAAAAGCAACCUACUCUCUUCGCCUUGCUGGUUCACCCAUCAGUAGAAGGAGCAGCAGCAGCAGUAGUAGAAGAGGAGAAGGCAACCAGCUUCACAGGCGGGAAGAUGUUUCUUAGAUGUGUUCUAAGGAGGUUGGUAUCGAAGCCAAGAUUUAGCGCACAGGUUGCAAAUGGGUACACGAAUUACAUAGUGGCUGGUGCUAAUGCCACGUGUCUAGUUAAAAACUCUGGUGGCAUAUAUCCAUGGACUCCUUUCGGAAAUGUAUUGGGUUGCAGAGAAUCUUAUCAUUGGGGUUCACAUGCCUUUCAUGAUGUAAGGUAUCAAGUUCAUCAAGACGGCAGUUCCUUGGUCGAGGAGGAAUUGGAUCCUUUCUCCCUCGUUGCUGAUGAAUUAUCACUCCUUGCAGAUCGACUGCGUGCCAUGGUAGUUGCGGAGGUUCCUAAACUGGCUUCUGCUGCAGAAUAUUUCUUUAAAAUAGGGGUGGAGGGGAAGAGAUUUCGGCCCACGGUUUUGUUGUUAAUGGCAUCAUCACUAUCUCUUCAUGUACCUGUAAAAGUCACAGGUGCUGCAUUUGAUAGUUUGUCAAAGGAACUACGUACACGACAGCAGUGUAUUGCAGAGAUCACUGAAAUGAUCCAUGUGGCAAGUCUUCUUCAUGAUGAUGUUUUAGAUGACGCAGAGACGAGGCGUGGUAUAGGUUCACUGAAUUUUGUAAUGGGAAAUAAGAUAUCAGUGCUAGCUGGAGAUUUUUUGCUUUCAAGGGCUUGUGUUGCCCUUGCAUCUUUGAAAAAUACAGAGGUUGUAUCAUUGCUUGCUACUGUUGUCGAGCAUCUUGUGACUGGUGAAACAAUGCAGAUGACAACUACUUUAGAUGAACGUUGUAGGAUGGAUUAUUAUCUGCAGAAGACAUACUAUAAGACAGCAUCACUGAUUUCUAAUAGCUGCAAAGCCAUUGCUUUGCUUGCUGGGCAAACGGCAGAAGUUUCCAUGCUUGCAUACGAAUAUGGUCGAAAUCUGGGAUUAGCAUUUCAGUUGAUUGAUGAUGUUCUUGACUUCACUGGCACAUCUUCUUCCCUUGGGAAGGGUUCUCUGUCUGACAUUCGCCAUGGGAUAGUGACUGCUCCAAUGUUAUUUGCUUUGGAAGAGUUCCCUCAGCUACGUGCUGUUGUUGAUAGAGGGUUUGAAGAUGCUGCAAAUGUUGAUAUCGCACUCGACUACCUUGGCAAAAGCCAAGGAAUACAAAGGGCAAGAGACCUAGCAGCCAAGCAUGCCAACCUUGCCGCUGCUGCCGUUGAAUCCUUUCCUGCAACUGAUGAUGAAAACAUGCGGAUGUCAAGACGGGCAUUGGUUGAACUCACGCAGCGUGUCAUUACUAGGACAAAAUAAUCCCGAAGGAAUGCCAUAUUUUCCUUCUAAAAAUGCUUUUCUUUAGAUAUCUGUUUUUUCCAGUUCCUAGUUCUUUCAAUUUAUGUUCUUUAAAAUUUUUCUACUUGUCAGCUUCCUUAAUUUUUUUAAAUGUAAGAAUAAAUGAUUUUUUAUGGUUUUAGGGAAGCAAUUGGCAAUUUCCACGAAUAUGUUCAUUGGGUUAUACAUGUGUCAAUGUUGACCAUAGUCUCACAAAAAUGCAUCCAUCAUAGACGAAGUAUUAGCAAGAAAGAACAUUGUGUUAUUGGAAAACAUGUUUCCACAAAUAUAUAUUUUAAAAACAUCAUGUUUUUUUA
This is a messenger RNA of Nymphaea colorata (pocket water lily), 1834 nucleotides long. Its product is annotated as solanesyl diphosphate synthase 3, chloroplastic/mitochondrial-like. The record is from RefSeq and is a predicted model, not a curated record. Gene Ontology annotation, biological process: ubiquinone biosynthetic process; isoprenoid biosynthetic process. The coding region runs from base 219 to 1499 and encodes 426 amino acids. Gene Ontology annotation, cellular component: transferase complex. Lineage: Eukaryota; Viridiplantae; Streptophyta; Magnoliopsida; Nymphaeales; Nymphaeaceae. Gene Ontology annotation, molecular function: prenyltransferase activity. The transcript is spliced from 13 exons.